Kwoniella mangroviensis CBS 8507 is the source of this 2817-nucleotide messenger RNA. Its product is annotated as translation initiation factor IF-2. The coding region runs from base 1 to 2817 and encodes 938 amino acids. Gene Ontology annotation, cellular component: cytoplasm. Gene Ontology annotation, molecular function: GTPase activity; translation initiation factor activity; GTP binding. The transcript is spliced from 6 exons. The record is from RefSeq and is a predicted model, not a curated record. Gene Ontology annotation, biological process: translational initiation. Lineage: Eukaryota; Fungi; Basidiomycota; Tremellomycetes; Tremellales; Cryptococcaceae.
AUGUCUAUCGCCUCCGCGCCCUGUAGGUGCUGCAGACCACUGCUAUAUCGACUGUCCUCGGGUGGCAGUACAAGGCAAAUCGCGUCGACUGCGUGGAUAUCGGCAGAACAAUCCGAGGGAGGAUUUAAGCUUCCUGCGCGGGAUUGGUCGGUGAAGCCUUCUCAGCAGAGUAGGAAUGAUGCUGGACCAAAGAAGAAUCAAGGUCAGAACCAACGGCGGAACAACAGGGGACCAAAGGAAAGUAGAGAAUCGAAUACCGGUGGACCCAGUAAUCGUCGAUCCCCAUCUUCUGCCAAAGGUCAAGGUCAAGGUCAGCGCGAAGGAUUCUCAAAAUGGGGAGUAGCAAGGGAAGGACCUAGAAAUGGAGGUGGUGAUCUUAAUCUUGCCUCUGGGUUCGGUCUGAAAUCUGCAAAAGGAAAGGAUCAAAAUGGGAAUAGUAGCGGUAGUGGAAUUGGAGAUAUAAUCGACAAGACGCGGAAGUCGGAUCGUACACAGCGGGUGGCAACUGCUUUCUCAUCUAGGAGUAAUAGAGGUUCUUCGGCCUUUGGUGAUUUGUUAGGUUCAGGGGGACAAUCGAAAGAGAAGCAACAACAGCCGCAGUCCCCGCAAAAUAGUGAAGAUCAAUCAUCUAGCUCGGCCACCCCUGAAGAGCCCGUGUUAUUGGGCGAAGAAGGUGAAGGAGAAGAUGUAUUUGGAAGACGACAUAGUAAUAAUCACCAUAGGAAGAAUAGGAGGGAUUCAGGUGGAUCAUUAUUGUCUAGAUUAAGUGAAGAGGAAGAAGCGUCUUUACCUUCUAGACCACAUCAUAAUCCCAAACGAUCCCAUUCCCCUUCACAACCCAACACCAUCUCAGCACAGAGUCAAUCAAUGAGAAAACCGAAAAGUCCCAAACCCAAAGUAAUAGAAGAGGAGAAACAAGUUUAUAUCCCUCGUACGAUCAGUGUAGCCAACCUAGCCAAGAUCUUCGGGGUGAAAUUGUUCAACCUGCAAACUAGGAUGUCAAGGUUAGAUAUGACGGAGGAUCAACGUAGAUCGGACUACCUGUUGAAUGCGGAACAAGCUUGUGAUAUAGCUAUCGAAUAUGGAUUUGAUCCGGUAGUGGACGAUGAAGCUAGUUUUGAUGUCUAUCCAGAUCCUGACACUGCAGAUGGGAAAAUACACCCUCUCAGACCGCCUGUAGUUACUAUAAUGGGUCACGUAGAUCACGGUAAAACCACGCUCCUAGAUUCCCUUCGACAUACAUCCGUAGCUGCAGGUGAAGCAGGUGGAAUCACUCAGCAUAUCGGUGCCUUCUCCGUCCCACUUUCAUCCCUCCUUCCUUCAGGGAACAUCACCAAUUCGUCAUCUCCAUCAACUAUCACUUUCCUCGAUACGCCAGGACACGCAGCAUUCACAGCCAUGCGAGCUAGGGGAGCAUCCGUGACUGAUAUAGUAGUAUUGGUCGUAGCUGCCGACGACGGUGUUAUGCCCCAGACGAAAGAAGUAUUGGAAUUGGUGAAAAGUGAAGGUGAUAAAGUUGGAUUGGUGGUGGCGAUCAACAAAUGUGAUAAACCAGGCGUGGACUUUGAUAAAGUGAAAUCAGCAUUGGGAGCAGAAGGUAUUCACCUUGAGGAAGAUGGUGGUGAUGUACCGUCAGUCAAGGUUUCAGGUUUGGCUAAGAUUGGUCUGGACGACCUGGUAGAGACUUUAUCGACCCUUGCGGAAAUUAGGGAUCUGAGAGCUAGGAGGGAAGGUAAAGCCGAGGGAUACGUCCUGGAGUCAAGGGUAGAUCGAGGUAGAGGAAACGUCGCUACUGUUUUAGUCACUCGAGGAAUCUUAAAGACGGGAUCAUCGAUCGUAGCUGGACAAACAUGGUGUAGGGUUCGUCAGAUGCAGGACGACAAAGGAAAACCCAUCAAGGAGGCUUUACCGAGUACACCAGUAUCCAUAACAGGAUGGAAAGAUUUACCUUCAGCGGGAGAUGAAUUGCUAGAAGCUAUAAAGGGAGAAGACGAAGCUAAGAAAGCUAUCAAUAAUCGAAAACGUGAUGAAGAACGUAAGAGGUUGAUGGCGGAUGUUGAACAGAUAAAUCUGAAAAGGAAAGAGGAGAGAAUGAGAUUGGAAGCUGAAGCUGCAGCUUUAGAAGCAUUAGAAUCAGGUGAAGCCCCAACCGGCCAAGACCAGGUGAAGCCCAAAGAAGAGGAAAAGAAGUUUUUGAGAUUGGUCAUUAAAGCUGAUGUCAGUGGGACUGUUGAGGCUGUCGUGGGAUCAUUGGAACAUAUAGGUAAUAAGGAGGCUGGUGUGAAGGUCGUUCAUACGGGCGUAGGAGAGGUGUCUGAAUCUGAUAUCACCUUGGCAGAAGCUUCGGACGCCACGAUAGUAGGAUUCAACGUCCCUGCAUCACGUUCCAUUCAAACAAGUGCUAAAUCCCUUCAAGUCCCCUUACAUCUCGAAUCAGUUAUAUACCGUCUGAUCGAUACGGUCCGAUCAAAAGUUGCAGGAUUACUACCUCCCAAAAUUGAAUAUUCAGUUAAAGGAGAAGCUACUGUUCAACAGAUAUUUGAAAUUAACAUUAAACGUAAACAGACUAUCAAGAUUGCUGGAUGUAGAGUGAAUAACGGAAUUAUAAAUCGAUUAGAAGGUAUAAGAGUAUUGAGGGGACCGAAUAGGGAUGUAGUAUAUGAAGGAAAGAUUGAGACGUUGAAACAUCUGAAAAAGGAAGUCGGAGAAGUGAGAAAGGGGAUGGAAUGUGGGAUUCAACUCGAGGAGUUUGAUGAAAUUAGGGAAGGUGAUGAGAUUGUUGGAUUUACGAAAGUUGAAGUACCGAGGGAAUUGUAA